Molecule: messenger RNA, 1098 nt
Organism: Exophiala bonariae
Lineage: Eukaryota; Fungi; Ascomycota; Eurotiomycetes; Chaetothyriales; Herpotrichiellaceae
Exons: 2
Coding region: 1-1098 (365 amino acids)
Molecular function (GO): asparaginase activity
Source: RefSeq, a predicted model, not a curated record
AUGCUUUCAUUCAAACUUGUUCUAAGCUUUGUGAUUGCUGCUACAGCCUCCCCAAUCCUUCACUUGAGUCAAUUGCUCCCACGUCAGGAUAUUGAGACACCAAUAAAUGGAUCCUUGCCGAACGUGACCAUCUUCGCCACGGGCGGCACAAUCGCAAGUCAAGGAACCUCGAAUACACAGACAACAGGGUAUAGCGUCGGACUAGGAGUGCAACAACUUGUCGAUGCGGUGCCUGAAAUCUUGAGCUUCGCGAACAUUCGUGGCUACCAGGUAUCGAACGUUGACAGCGGCUCCGUGAAUCAAACCAUUUCUCUCAAGCUCGCCCGACUCAUCAACGAGGAACUUGCCCGUGAUGAUAUCUCCGGCGUGGUUAUCACACACGGGACUGAUACUCUUGAGGAGACCGCCUUCUUCCUGGAUCUAACCAUCAACUCCACAAAGCCGGUUGUCGUCGUUGGGGCCAUGAGACCAGCUACAGCCCUGAGUGCGGAUGGUCCAUUGAAUUUAUAUCAAGCCGUUACCUUGGCAGCGUCUCCAAACGCCGUGGGUCGUGGUGCCAUGAUCUCUCUGAAUGACCGCAUCGGAAGCGCUUUCUACACGACCAAGAACAAUGCGAAUUCGCUAGAUACGUUCUUCAGCACCGAGGCCGGUCAGCUGGGCUUCUUCAUCAACCAGGUUCCAUACUUCUACUAUGAGCCCGCGGUACCGAUCGGCAAAACCCACUUCGACCUCAGUGGUGCAGACUCCCUCCCGCUUAUCGACAUCCUGUAUGCUCAUCAAGACAUGGAUCCCGAGCUAUUCAAUUCGACCGUUGAGCACGGAGCGAGUGGAAUUGUCUUGGCCGGGGUUGGCGCGGGAGGAAUGUCACGGGUAGCAGCGGCAGCUGCAGAGGCAGUUUAUAACGCAACUGCAAUCCCCAUGGUUGCUAGUCAUCGGUCGCCGGACGGCUUUGUACCGGCAGAUGAAGAUGCAUUCAUUGUUGCGAGCGGUUUCCUCAAUCCACAGAAGGCACGAAUUCUGCUGCAGUUAGCGAUACAGGCAGGGUAUGACAACGAUGAUAUCAAGAAUUUGUUUGCUCGUGGCUAUCCUAGUCCAUAA